UUUCUAGCUUCAAAAGCUCUGACUUUUUUCUUUUUAUGUAAUAAAGAGCCUGUGUUGCGGAUGAAAUUCUGUUCUAAUCAUGUUUUGAUGGCAUACAAAGCUCGAUCGAUUCUGUUAAUAAUUUCAAAAUCGAAACCCUAGAAGUCCGAUAUUAUUGUAGUUUGUGAUUGCUAAACAAACCGUUCCGUUUCUUUUGAGGUCAAUUUUAUAGUUUCUGUUGCAAAUUUCUUCAGUUUUUUAAGGUCCUGUCUCGGUUUUAUGUUUGUGUUUCAUUUCUCCAUGUUUAGAAAUUUUCAGUUAUAUAUCUCGGUGAAUUUCUUUGUUGUUUGCUCUUUAGUGGAAGAGCUUUAAGGGGGUGUUUGGUAUAGGAUUGGAUUCAAUUUUAGUAGGAUUUACUAAAUCCUGUAAAUCCGGAUUUAGUAAAUCCUAAGCUCAUAAAUCCUAAAAAAUGUUUGGUAUGACAAAUUUUAAAUCUUGUUAAAUCCAGAGAAGUUGUUUGGCAACACAUCGCGACACGGGUGCCGCAGGAAGAAAUUCCGCAACUGUAAGUCGCGUUAAAUCCGAAUAGGAAUGAGAUUAGGAUUUAGACAGAUUUACUGGAUUUAUGCCGUAAAUCCAAAAAUCCUGGAUUAUUUACUGGAUUUAUGCCGUAAAUCCGUAAAUCCUGGAUUUACUGAUUUGCCGGAUUUACAACGGCCCGGAUUGAGUUUGGCUGGAUUUACGCUAAAUCCUACUAAAAACGACGGACAAAUCCUAUACCAAACACCCCCUAAGAAUCAAUGGUAUAAUUUUUUUAUUUUAUUUUUUUUUUCUGCUGGCAAAGCAUGUUCCAAGUUCCAACUAGGCUUUCUUGAGGGGAGAAUUUUAAAGUUUCAGAGAAUUGAAUAUGGAAGGUUGUAUUGUUCAGUUUCAAAGGCUGUGUCAGAGCAGAAGUAGAAGGCUAGUUUCAGUUAUGGCUUUGAUACUGUCUGUUCUUUUGGUAUUUCAAGCCUUCACACUUCCCUCUAAAAGAAUUUAUUCAACUCAAUAUCCUUCUUCAAAGCUACCAAAAGCUUUUGAUGGGGGUUCGCUAAACAAAGAAUUUUCCUCCCAAUCCCAAAGAGUUGGAAAGCCAUCUCUUUUCAGUAACUCGCAUGGGUCUGUGAACUUUUUGCAGCUUUCUAAGAAACCAGAUCUUGAUUCAAGUGUCAGUGAAAUAGAUGGAGAGUUGCAGAACAAUGACUCUGAUGAUGGUAACUGGCUGGAUGAUGAUGAGAACCCUGAUACCGAAUUUUCCGGCGAUCUUCGCAACGAAACCAUACUAAAGAAGGAUUUGGAUAAUGGCUUUCUUUUCAUGGAAGAUGGAAAUAGCAAAGGAAAUUCUCAUUUAGCUGUUGAGAAAACAAGAAUUCUAGAUAAUGAAUUGAUGAGCAUGCAAGGAGUAUCAAGUGUGAAUUCAAGCAAGAAUGCCAUACUUUCAGAAGAAACAGAAGCAGAUAUUGCAACUUUACUAAAUCAGCAGGGAAAACAAGAACUUAGUGAUAAUGAAAGCUUUCUGUCAUCUGAGAGUUUCCUGGCCCAAGUAAAUGUUAGUGCAAGCAAUGUAACUAUCUUGAACAAGAAGAAUAUAUUGAUGAAGCUUCCUCUAUCCAUGUCUGAAAUGAAUAGCCUCUUUUUCAAAAACCGUGCUUCGCGCCGCUCAAUGAGACCUAGAUGGUCAUCAGCACAUGACAGGCAGAUAUUAGCUGCUAAAACAGAAAUUGAGAAUGUUCACAUUUCAGAAAAUGAUCGGCAACUUUUUGCGCCAUUGUACCGAAACAUUUCAAAGUUUAAAAGAAGCUACAAACUGAUGGAAAAGACUCUUAAGAUCUACAUCUAUCAAGAAGGAGAAAAACCCAUAUUCCAUCAGCCAAUUCUCAAAGGUAUUUAUGCAGCUGAAGGAUGGUUCAUGAAACUGAUGGAGAGCAACAAGCACUACCUGGUGAAAGAUCCAAGUCAGGCUCAUCUCUUCUACAUGCCAUUCAGCUCUCGUCUCUUACAAUUGGCACUUUAUGUUCCUGAUUCCCAUAAUCGAACUAACAUGAGAAGGCAUCUCCAGAACUAUUUACACAUGAUUGCAGCAAAAUAUCCUUUCUGGAAUAGAACAGGCGGCGCUGACCACUUUCUUGUUGCUUGCCAUGACUGGGCACUUAAUGUAACAAAGAUAAUGGACCACAGCAUUCGUGCCCUCUGUGUUGCUGAUAUAAGCAUAGGAUUUGAGCUUGGCAGGGAUGUCUGUCUUCCUGAAACCAAUGUUCGUUCACUGAAGAAUCCUCUCAAAGAUCUCGGCGGAAGGCCUUGGAACCGAAGGCCGACUCUCGCUUUCUUCGCCGGAAACUUACAUGGCGGCUUUCGCAGUAUUCUUCUGAAGCACUGGGAGAACAAGGACCCUGACAUGAAGAUUUUCGGCCCAUCGACAUUUCGUGUGGGGAGGAGGAAGAUGACUUACAUUCAGUACAUGAAGAGCAGCAAGUACUGCAUCUGCCCCAGGGGAUAUGAGGUCAACAGCCCAAGAAUAGUAGAGUCUAUUUUCUUUGAGUGUGUUCCUGUGAUCAUAGCUGACAAUUAUGUGCCACCAUUCUUUGAGAUUUUGAACUGGGAGAAGUUCUCUGUUAUUGUUCCAGAGAAGGAUUUGCGAAGACUGAAAGAAAUACUGCUAUCCAUCACUGAGUCUGAGUAUAGGGAGUUGCAGAUGGGGGUAAAGAAGGUGCAGAGGCAUUUUUUGUGGAGCAACAAGCCUGUGAAGUAUGAUUUGUUUCAUAUGAUACUUCAUUCUAUUUGGUUGAAUAGAGUUUACAACAUAGAGUCAGAUGAUUGAUUGUUGCUCAUGUAAUUGAACAUCUUUUGCAGAGCUCUGAGCAGUUCUUCUGGCUAGAUAGAUCAAAUAUAAAUAUUGGUAUAUUUACUGAGAGGGAUCAAACAGGGUUUUUUUUUUU
This is a messenger RNA of Dendrobium catenatum, 2954 nucleotides long. RefSeq names its product probable glycosyltransferase At3g07620. Gene Ontology annotation, molecular function: glycosyltransferase activity. NCBI's taxonomy places the organism in Eukaryota, Viridiplantae, Streptophyta, Magnoliopsida, Asparagales, Orchidaceae. The record is from RefSeq and is a predicted model, not a curated record. Bases 887 to 2836 code for a protein of 649 amino acids. The transcript has 4 exons.